GCCGGGGCAGGGAGGGCUGCUCCGCCCCGACGGGCACCUGGCCCCCGGGGAGCCGGGACGUGAAGAGGGCUGGAGAACAGAGGAGAGGGCGCGGGCCGACAGACAGAGGGCAGGGUUUGUCCUCAGGAAAGGGGUCACGAAGAAACUUUGAGUAAAGAUUUGUGAUGAGACAAGAACAAGUGACAGAGAGACAGAGGGAGCAAGCCAACCAGGCCGAAAUGUGACACAGAGAACCCCAGGGAGAACACAGGGCACGCCCAGAGACGGCCCGGCGCACGGACGGAGCGGGACUUCGGCGCCGCAGACGUGGAAAGCACGGGAGCGAAGGCCUGGGGAGCGGGACGCGAGCGCCUGGGUGCAGGGCUGCGCGGGACGGCCGGGAGCGCGGCCGGCGGGCGCGGCGCGAGCGGGAGGAGGGUGCUGGGGCCUGAUCCCUGCCCGGGCAAGAGAUGUCCAUGAAGGAGGUGGGUGAUGGCUUACAGGAUCAGAUGAACUGCAUGAUGGGUGCACUGCAAGAACUGAAGCUCCUCCAGGUGCAGACAGCACUGGAACAGCUGGAGAUCUCUGGAGGGGGUCCUGCACCAGGCAGCCCUGAAGGUCCCGGGACCCAGCUCGAGCGCCCUUGUUGGGAGGGUGGCAGAGGUUCUGCCAGGCCCACAGUCUGCUCCCCCGCCAGUCAACCUUCUCUUGGCAGCAGCACCAAGUUUCCAUCCCAUAGGAGUGUCUGUGGGAGGGAUUUAGCCCCCCUUCCCAGGACACAGCCGCAUCAAAGCUAUGUUCAGCAGGGGUCAGAGCUAGUGGAACCAGAUGACUGGACCUCCACGUUGAUGUCCCGGGGCCGGAAUCGGCAGCCUCUGGUGUUAGGGGACAACGUUUUUGCAGACCUGGUGGGCAACUGGCUAGACUUGCCAGAACUGGAGAAAAGUGGGGAGAAGGGUGAGACUGGGCGGGCACGUGAACCCAAAGGAGAGAAAGGUCAGCCCCAGGAGCUAGGCCGCAGGUUUGCCCUGACAGCAAACAUCUUUAAGAAGUUCUUGCGUAGUGUGCGGCCUGACCGUGACCGGCUGCUGAAGGAGAAACCAGGCUGGGUGACACCCGUGGUCCCUGAGCCCCGAACCGGCCGCUCCCAGAAGGUCAAGAAGCGGAGCCAUUCCAAGGGCUCUGGACAUUUCCCCUUCCCAGGCACCGCGGAGCACAGGCGCGGGGAGAAUCUCCCCACAGGCGGCCCCAAGACCCUGGAGCCCUCCCCCUCAGGCUUUGAUAUUAACACAGCUGUUUGGGUCUGAAUCCUAGAGGCAGAAAGUUGACUGAACCUGAAAGGGCCAGGUCGCAGUGCUGGGCCCCUGGGGAGGAGGGAGGGAGGGCGGUAUGGCUCUCAAAAGCCCAACUCCAGGUUCCUUUCCCCAGGAAAGGAGGAAGAAGCCAGAGUUCUUGGCUCAGGGCUGAAGGGAAUGUGUUGGGAGAGAGGCUGUCGCAGGGGCUGGCUGGUGAAGGAGGUAAGAGUAGCUGGAGAGCUAGCUGUGUGUGUGUGUGUGUGUGUGUGUGUGUGUGUGUGUGUGUGUCUCUGUUGUGUGUACACACUCACUUUGGGGCUUAAGGUGACAGUAGGUGAGAGCAGGGGAGGAGACCAGGAAAUCUCUCUGACAUCUCCUCCACUGGCCCCAAAGACCUCCACUGAACAUUCUAUAUGGAAAAGAGCCCUAGAGCAUCAGGUAUCCCAGAGAGGCCCCCAAAUAAAGACCUGUCUGUGGCUCCCCCAGCCUUCAGCUUCUUUGGCAAGACAUUGCUCCAGGCACAGGGACUGAAUGCCAGGCCUCCUGGGACUAGAGCAGCAGUGAGGCAAAACCCCACCUGCCAGUCCUUCCUGCCUUGGAGGUUUCAGUGCAUACCUGGGCCCUGGGAAAAUGAGCUGAAUAAGGAUUACAGUGUGUAAGGAACAGCUGGGGAAGCCCCAGACACUCCUGGCAUCUCCCCCACUCACAGAGGAGGAAGAAUGUUGACAUGGCAUUGGGCCGUUUGAAUGCCUUUUCAUCUCCAUGGUCUCAUUUGAGCUAGGUAGGCACGAUCCCAUUUUCCAGAUAAGGACACAAGCCUAGGUAUGCUACCUGUCCAGGAACAACCAAGGCAGGCGGCAGAACAGCCCAGGCCUGACUGCAGAGUAGAAGCUGAGUUACCAACACUCCUCCCCAACAGUUCUUAGAGACCCCCACCCCACAACCCGUCUCCUGCACUUAAUUCCCACCCGGGUCAGUACAGUCAAUUCACCAGUGAGGCGAAGGUGAACCCAGAAGAAAUACCCACUUGAUUUUAAAAUUCCUAGCUCCAUUCCGUGGCCUCCUCCCUACUAGCCGCAGCAGCCCCAGGCCUCCUGUUCCCUCCUCACCUAGAGGCGACUGGAACAAGGUGGGAAGGGCCAGGCAGCAGCUCAGCUCUGGCUUUUCUAAAGCCACUAUGGGCACGUAGCCCAGGAGGGCAGCCUAGGGAUGCAAACCCCACCUAGGACCGCCCUGGGAAGCCACUGCCCCUCCCACUCCAGCAGGGAACACCCACUGGCUGGGAAAAGACAAUGUGGUACCCUUUUGGGCCAAGCAAGCCAGGAGGGCACACCCUCCCACUGCCCCUCUCUGCCUUCCACCGAUUGUCCCUCAGUUUGACGGGCGUGACAGCUGCAAUUAGAGGCAGAAUGCCUUCCCCCCCUCAAAGCAUUAAUAGCGAGUUGGAGAGACAAAGUAGUAAGAAAAGGCUCUUCUGCUUGCUUCCUGGACCCCUGUGGGGAGUGGAGAGAGGGGCAGAGAGCUCAAGUUGGGGUUGUGGGAGCACAGCCACCGCCGUGGUUAAGGUCACCCUGAAAUCCUGUGCAGUCAAAUGGUAGAUGUCUAGUUUUCGGUGGGGGAAGCUACAGGCAGGAGAAAGGUGCUCGUGCUUGGGUUUUGUCGAGCACUCGCUAUUUGUUAGGUAGAGAGAAUCACCCUAGAAGGCACUGUUCUCCAGACACAUCUGUGGAGGUUAUUAGGGCUCAUGUAAACUGCCCAGAUUAGACUGCUAGCAAAGGAAAGGACAGACAUUCAGAUAGAAGGCUGGGUUAUCAGGCUCCAAAACCUGUCCUUUCCUUGCUACCUCUCUACCUGGAGUUUGCCAGCUAAGCAAGCCCACUCUGGUGGAACCAGCCCUUGCAAAUCUUUGAUGUCUUGCCAGAGAAUUCUAACAUUUCCGUCUUGAGUGAGGGAACGUUGGCUAUGGCUGCGUUUGGAGGUGGUGGUGGUGGUGGUGGUGUGUGUGUGUGUGUGUGUGUGUGUGUGCGUGUGCGUGCGCAUGCGCACAGAAAGUGCAUGUGAAGAUUCCACCUACUGAAUCAUGAGAGGAGGAAGUCGUGGGCUGCUGGCUGGUGGAGAAGCCAUCCAGCAAAUUAUUCAAGAUGACGCCAGCUCCAAGUCUGGAAUGAGUCUACGGGAAGCCAAGGUACUUCUUGGACAUUCAUCUACAACUCACCUGUUUUGUGGACUGGUCUCGGUGGUUCAGAUAAAUUGAACAAAACUUUAUGAACACCUCCCAACACCGGGCAUUGUGAUAGAAACUAAGAGCAAUGAAAAGGACCCAACUCCUGCUCAAAGGGAUCCAGUGGAAAAUAAGCAGACUUUGAACCAUUGCUUAGCCAGAAGAGACUCGGGGGACUGAAAAACUAUUUCAACUUGGGCCGGAACAGAAAGUUAGGAAGCAACACUUGCUGCCAACAUGAUUGACAGGUGCCAGCACCUUCACCUUUGUGUCACACUGAAAGUGGUUGCUAUUACUCUUGUUUUACCUGGACAGGCUCAAAGAAGUUAAGCAACUUGUCCAGGGUCCCAUAGUGGUAGGACUGGGACUGAAUCAGUUCCAACUGACUCGCAAUCUUGUGCUUUUCAGACAAUCCCACAAAUUGUAUCUGUUCCAAAGCCAAAUCAAAAGGAACAACAAGAAAAUCUGUCCUCCCAUAUUAUCCAUGGUCCUGCGUGGAUCAUAAAUGGCAUGUUGACUGUCCGAUGGAGACUUAAUUUUCCCUUCCCUUUGGGCACCUGCCACAGCAGUGACAGGCUGUAUUUUUCUGAAGUGGAGGGAAGAGGUGAAUGGGAAUGCCUAGGCCCUAACCAUACAGGAAGGUGCAGGGAGAGGGAAGCAGCAUGUAUGUGAGGAGAUAGUGGACAUAAGCAGAGAAAUCAGACAGCUUCACUCUCCUUCUGGGGUUCACUUUAUGGUUAAUUAAGACAUGCAAAUGAGCUAGAAGCUCAUUUAAUACCCUCCCUGAUAUGUAGCCCCAUCCUGCAUCUGGCCCACUUCCCUGGCAGGUACAAAGGCCACCUGAUUGGUCCAGGUAUUUGUGAAGGGUUCCACCUGCUGCUUUGUGGCCUAGGGAAUAGAACAGAGCCUGCUGGGCAUGGCCAGUAGGGCCCGCCUGGUCUCCCUCCUUCCUUUCUCUUCUCAGCCUUUCAGACCUGGGACCUCUCUUUUUCCCUCUCUCAAAGACACUUCCCCUGCACCCACCCCUCAGGGUGAUCUCUGAAUCCAAAUUUGCCCCAAGGAAGUUUCCUCUGUCCUCUCCACAUCCCUACCUCCCCCCCAGAGCCUUGUGGGGGAGAGGCUCCUCCAUCUUUCCCAAGUCACACCAUGGUUUCCUAUGUGGCCUGGACAAGAGCCUGUCCCUACCUUCUCCAGAGCUGCCAGAAGCCACCUCAGGUGCCUUCCCCGUCCAGUGCAGUUCAGGCACUUGCGCCAGCACCGCGGUAUGAGCACUAGACUUGGAGUGAAGAUUUGAGAACCCUCUGUCACUGUGGAAGCUUGAGCAUGUUGCCUGACCUCUCUGAACCUCAUGUUUCUCAUCUGUGAAAGCUGAUAGUGUGGGGCUGCUGUGAGAUUUGAAGGACAUAAUGCACCUAGGGGCCAAGCGCUGCCUGGAACACAGUGGAAGCUCAGCAGUUGCUGGACUACCCAUCCCCUUAGUAGAAGCACUAACCAUGUGACCCAAGGCAAAAGUGCUUUAAAGAAGUGCUUUUUCUGA
Callithrix jacchus (white-tufted-ear marmoset) is the source of this 5032-nucleotide messenger RNA. It is a transcript of the gene INKA2, whose product is annotated as inka box actin regulator 2. Lineage: Eukaryota; Metazoa; Chordata; Mammalia; Primates; Cebidae. Gene Ontology annotation, molecular function: protein kinase binding; protein serine/threonine kinase inhibitor activity. The record is from RefSeq and is a predicted model, not a curated record. Gene Ontology annotation, cellular component: nucleus.